AUGAAUGAGAACAGCGUGGGAGUGUUGUAUUCAUCUUACGUUUGGCAACGGAGCGCGAUAUUGUCACAUUGGAACUUUUCAAAUUCAAAGCCAUCACAACCUCCCUAUUGGCGUUCGACAAAAGCAGAUGAAUACAGGGAAUUGAAUUUGCUUGGAAAGGGAGCUUACGGUGUGGUUUACCAUUAUGCGUUGAAGAAAAUAGUCGUGGGCGUGAAUGACGACGGAGUUCCUCAAAGCGUUCUACGUGAAAUCUCCAGCAUGAUGGCACUCAGGCGAUUACGUCACAAGAAUAUCACUUUAUUACAUGACGUUUUUCACACGCUGGAGAACAACGGCUGUGAUCUGCAUAUCAAUAUGGUCGUGGAGAAGUGUGAUUGGGAUCUUUACUCAUUCUUGAAGGACAUCCCUCGUGACAUGCCAGAUCAUCAAUGCAGGCUUAUUGCGAAGCAGAUUUUUGAGGGUGUAGAUUUUUUGCACAGUAAUAAUAUCGUUCAUCGGGAUUUAAAACCUCAAAAUAUCCUCAUCAAUCGCGACCAGACAGUGAAAAUAGCGGACUUCGGCUUAUCAAGGACAUAUACAACUCAAAGUUGUUUUACAACGGUGGUUGUGACUCUUUGGUACCGAAGCCCAGAACUGCUUCUGCAGUGCAGUUACAACACAGCUGUAGACGUAUGGGCCAUUGGGUGCAUAAUCAGUGAACUCUACCAGAGGGUUCCACUAUUUCCGGGGCAGACAGAAGCUCAACAGCUCAGUAUAAUUUUCCAGAAAAUGGGAACGCCUCGUUCAUCGUUGUGGCCUCAUGAUGCUGUUGUUGAACGAUCCAACUACCCAUCAUAUCCCUUUACUCGGCACUUUUCUUUAUCAAUCCUCAUCAGCUGUAGCGGUUGCUAG
This is a messenger RNA of Haemonchus placei, 891 nucleotides long. The record is from the annotation of a GenBank genome assembly. NCBI's taxonomy places the organism in Eukaryota, Metazoa, Nematoda, Chromadorea, Rhabditida, Trichostrongylidae.